This is a messenger RNA of Papaver somniferum (opium poppy), 600 nucleotides long. RefSeq names its product cation/H(+) symporter 13-like. Lineage: Eukaryota; Viridiplantae; Streptophyta; Magnoliopsida; Ranunculales; Papaveraceae. Gene Ontology annotation, cellular component: endomembrane system. The record is from RefSeq and is a predicted model, not a curated record. The coding region runs from base 1 to 600 and encodes 199 amino acids. Gene Ontology annotation, biological process: regulation of pH. The transcript has a single exon.
AUGGAAACCAGGACACAUCUGUUGGUCAUACCCUUUGGUGAGUUAGCUGAACAUCCUUUUCGCGCAAUCAACCAAAGUGUUUUGCAUGAGGCACCUUGCUCAGUGGGGAUACUCGUUGACCACAUAGAUGGGGUGAAACCUGUUGUUGAUGCUUCCAUAAGCAGUUGCCACAGUGUUGCCAUGAUUUUCAUAGGAGGACCCGAUGAUCGAGAAGCAUUAGCAUAUGGUAUGAGAAUGGCCGAUGAUAAUCCCAACUUAAAGCUCUCGGUUUUUAGAUUCACACAUACAAAAUUACGUGAUGAUAAAAAUACUAAAAAAGAUGACGAAUUGAUUAAUGAGUUGUGGCAAACAAUCGAGAACACCGUAAAUAUUGAGUACAUUGAAGAAGCACUAACAGAUUGUGCAGAUACAGCAAGUAGAAUCAAAUCCCUGGAAGAGACUUACGACUUCAUAUUGGUCGGAAGAAGACAUGAAGAUGAUUCGCCAAUUUUGCAUGGACUCGAUGAAUGGUGCGUCUACAAAGAACUUGGUGUGGUUGGAGAUCUUUUUGCGACAUCUAGUUUUCAAGGGGGAUUUUCUCUUUUGGUAAUGCAACAAUAG